Angiostrongylus costaricensis is the source of this 2574-nucleotide messenger RNA. NCBI's taxonomy places the organism in Eukaryota, Metazoa, Nematoda, Chromadorea, Rhabditida, Metastrongylidae. The record is from the annotation of a GenBank genome assembly.
AUGGAGGACUAUGGAACGAGCUGCUCGCCUCCCGCGUUUUCAGCUGACAACCAUCCGGCUAGAAAUCUGGUAUUGGAUCAGACUGGAAGCAGCAACAGCUCACCAUCGCCACGCAAUUCGGCUACUGCAAACGGGGCUAGCGCUAGUAGAUGCCCUUUUUGUAGUAAGAUAUCACAUCAAUCUAACAAUUCCGAAAUGGAACGGAAUCAACUGCUUCACGAACGCAACGUUGCUGUAGAUGCAUAUGAACAUGUUUCUGAACAGUUUGAGCAACUGAAAGACCACUAUGCACAGCUGCAUGCAGCAUAUUCAAGCUUGAGUAGUAGUGGAGUUCAUGUCGAUGUCGAUAAGCAGAUUCAGCAACUCCAAUCAGCACUGGCUGUUCUGGUGGAGGAGAAAACAUCCGUGCAGUCUGAAUUGCGUAACACGAAGAACGAUUUGGAACAAGAAAGAAUCUUAAAUGAAAAUCUUUCUGCAGCGGUCAAGUCUUUACGUGCUGACGAAUCGAAGAAACAUCAAAAACAGUUGAUCGAGUGUGAACAUCUUUUGUCUGCACGCAGUACUGAGCUCGAUGACCUCAGAAAGAGUGAAGCAAACGCACAAGCCCGACUUCUAACUGUGCAGCAGGAGAGAAGUGAAGCACAAGCCCGUCUUAAAGCUGUUGCUCGUGAAAAAGAGCUGAUUGCCUCAGAAUUGAAGAGUGUUAGAAAGGAGCUUCACAUGAAAGAGAUCUACUUGAAGCAACUCGUUCCACAUGGUUUAGUCAACAAUGUUAGCAGUGAAAGUGCAAUUAGCACAUUGAAUGGUCGUGUUGACGCUUUGCAAAACCAAGUAGUGGUGCUCACUAGUGAAAGAGAUAAACUUCUCCUUACCAAUGAAGAACUGAGCAGACAUUACGAGAUCUGUCGGCUAGAGUUCGUAAGUGCUCGUGAAAAGUUGACAGCCGAGCGUAAAGUGCACGAAGCUGUGGAAAAAAUAAAUGCAGAGUGGCAAGAAAAAUUCGAUGAGGAAGGCAAACUAGUUGACACUAUGAUUAAGGAAAAAGAUAUGCUUUUGCUCUCCGAACAGUUGCAAAAUGAAAAGGCGACUGUAUCACGUGCUAUAGCUCAGAAUCGAGAGCUUAAGGAGCAGUUGGUUGAAACAGAGAGCAGAUUUGUGGCACUCACAGAAGAAAAACUGCAAUCUGAACUGGCUCGCCAAACUGCGGAACACCAGGUGAAGGAACUGUUAGUACUACUUGAUAAUAAGAACCAAACAGAAUACGAUGCACAGCACGCAAAUAAUACAUGUAUGGUUCUGGGGUUUGUAUUGCACCCAUCAACGUCGCUGGAGCCGUCGAUUCUAACCGAAGAGUUGGAUAUCUCAGAACAUGGCAAUAGUGGAAAUGUAACAGAAGCUUCUCGUAAACGUGAACACAUUUUAAAGACGCGAUUAGAAAUGGCGAACCAAGAACUAGAGGAAAUUCGUGCUGACUUACGUCGUAGUCAUACACGGAAUGAAGAGAUGAACCAGAUACUGAGGCAGAAUGCAGAGGAUGAGAAUCAAAAUUCGAUUCAUGUAGAACUCGGCCAGGCGGUAGCAAGAAUACAUGAAUUAGCGUCUCAGAACCAACAACUACGUGAGAGCAUUGAGCGAAUGGUAGAGGAUCGUUCUCAUUUUGAAAAUUCGUUGCUUGAGAGGUCUGAAACCGUUGAAGUUGGAAACUCAGGAGGUGUUGAAUUGGAGAACUGUACAUCGUCCAGGGAUUUCAUUAGAAGCCAAUCGCGCUCAAUUGACGGGUCAGUGUUAGAGUUAGGACGAUCUAGAAUUAUUACAAGUAAACAUCAUGAGCGUUUACGUGUUAAAGAUAGACAGUUGGCAGCGAUGGAGGCAGACAAGGUGGAGACGCUGAAGAGAUGUCAAGAGCUACAGAAAGCACUUAUGGAUGUCCUUGUGCGAAGUGGAGCUUUAAAGGUUGGCAUGUUUUGCUUGUACAGGUGUAAAUUCCAAGCUAAUUUUCAUCCUAGGGAUAUGAAAUUCGUAAUGGUACUCACUCGAGUUCGUCCCAGUCGCCUACAAAAAGGCACAGUUAGAAGCGGAUUAGGCAAGUGCAUGACAGUCCGUCAUCGUCAGUGGAAUGUCUUCGAGCGGCUCUUUCUCUACGGGUUGUUCGGCUUCGCAGCUGAGGUGUGCUUUACUGCAACAUGGGAAGCUGUCGAGCACGGAAAUCGCAAGUUGAUUGGUGUCACUUCUAUGUAUAUUUUCUUUGUUUACGGAUUUUCCAUUCUUCUAUUGGAGAAAUUAUACCUUAUCCUGAAGAACCUUAUUCCUCUUCCUUUUCGGGCGGCUAUUUAUGUCUUUGUGUGUUACAGUUGGGAAUUCAGCACUGGGCUUUUUUUGAAACGAUGGGAUGCUUGUCCAUGGGACUAUGAAAGCUAUUUUCACUAUCACUUUAUGGGACUGAUUACUUUUGAAUACAUCCCGGUAUGGUACGUGUCGUCAAUCGCUUGCGAGAGGUUCCUUAUACGCUACGCUUUGCAAUCAGCAUGGCUGAUUACAGAGGAGGAUUAUGAAGCAGUUGGCAAAAGUCAAUGA